Molecule: messenger RNA, 4443 nt
Organism: Acaromyces ingoldii
Lineage: Eukaryota; Fungi; Basidiomycota; Exobasidiomycetes; Exobasidiales; Cryptobasidiaceae
Exons: 1
Coding region: 60-4391 (1443 amino acids)
Biological process (GO): cytoplasmic microtubule organization
Cellular component (GO): cytoplasm; nucleus; microtubule plus-end
Molecular function (GO): microtubule plus-end binding
Source: RefSeq, a predicted model, not a curated record
CCUCCCCCUUCCCUAUCCCACCACCGACUGGGGCGUCUUGACUAUAUUCCCAACCAAGGAUGGCGUCUGGCGGAGCGCCGCUGCGUCUUCACACGCGCUGCGAUGUGGGCACGUACGGCCGGGGCGAGAUCCUCUUUGUCGGCCAGACGUCCUUUUCGCCAGGCGUCUGGGUCGGCAUCGCCCUCGACGAGCCCAACGGCAAGCACGAUGGCGUUGUCCAGGGCAAGCGUUAUUUUACAGCCAACGGCGGACACGGCCUCUUUGUGCGAACGAGCCAGGUUAACGUGCUCGAUGAGGAAGAGGAGGAAGAGGAGCAGGCGGAGGCAGAGGAAGAGGAGGUGGUGAAGCCUCGCUCGGUCGCGACGUCUGCCUCAUCCAGACCCUCGACUGCCAGCCCGAUCAAAGGCAGAAUGUCGGCCAUCGGACGUACUCCUGGCACUGUCAAUAGACCGCGAACUUCUGCGAUGCCUCCUCCCUCUGCGGCAUCUGCGGCUGCGGCUCGACGCCUGUCGCCGACCAAGGGAAUGGCGACGCCAGCGUCGUCCCGCCCCGCCAGCACCACUUUUGGCUCUGCCGCGAGGCCAAGCAUCAGCCGCGCCCCAUCUGCUGCCUCUUCGGCCGCCUCUGGUUCGUCGCGUCCCACGACUGCUGCUACGCCUCGAACCUCGAGCUCGCUGGCCCGCAACGCAGCUGCUACGGCCACGCCCAGGACACCCGCCGCUGCUUCCCGCGCCCGUCCAACACCGGCUUCGGCGACAGCGGGAUCUGCAACGACGGCAUCGAGAAUGCCGGCCAGGACCCCAGGGACAGCAACAUCGAUUCGGUCUGCGCGAGCCAUGGUUCCCGGCAAGGCGCCCGACACGGCCACGGCGCGCGCUGGUCUCCGCCCAGUGGCCCACUCGAGGCCGUCAAUGACGCCUGCUCGCAGUGGUGCCGCCGCUGCUGCUGCUACUCCUCUACCGUCGAGGACGCCAGCGACUGCGACCACCAGGGCAGUGCCGUCGCAUUCCAGGGCAUCGGCGCAGCAGACCACACGACGUGUCACCAAUGACGAUGACGACGACGAAGAGGACCUGCUGGCCAUGAGCAUCGACGACGACGAUCCAAGCCGGCUCUUGCCGCCCUCGUCGUCCGACUCGGAAAGAGACGAAGAGGUCGACGUGCUCGACUCGCCCUCGCUCCGCAAGAGGCUUCUCAAGGAGAGAGACCACAUGUCUCUCUCAUCGGGUCCCGGCGCUACGGCCUCGUCUUCCACCGGCGGGACGCAAGCCGCGAGGGCUGCUGCCGCUGCCGAGCUGCAGAGGGAGGUCGAGGAGCUGCGUGCCAAGCUGCGCAUCGCGGAAAAGAAGCGCGAAGAGGACCGGGAGAAGAUGCGCGAGAUGGAACUCGUCAAGAACGAGGCCGACCAAUUCCUCGCCGUCAAGCCCAAGCUGACGGAGCGGCAGGCAGAGUUGCAGAACGACCUGCGCGACUUGCGCAAGCUGGAAAAGGACUGGACAACGCAGAGGGAGGAGCUCGAGAGGCAGCUGGCCGAGGCGCAGGACCAGGCCGAGAUGGCGCUGCUCGACAAGGAGAUGGCCGAGGAAAAGGCCGAGGCGGCCAUGGUGGAUCUGGAAGCAGAGAAAGAGAAGGCAGAGGAGCUGCAGAUCGAAGUCGAGGUGCUGCGCGAGGAGAAUGCCCUCUACGAGCACGGCGGAAGCAACGAGGCUGACAAGUCUUCGCCGGGCUACCUCCAGCUCGAGAAGCAAAACGAGCGCCUCAAGGAUGCUCUCAUUCGUCUGCGCGACCUGACGACGGAGAGCGAAGGCGAUCAGAAGCGCAGGAUCGCUGAGCUGGAGAAGGAGCUCAACUCGCUGUCAGACCUGCAGCAGUCGUAUGAGUCGGUGUGUGGGCGCUUGGAGACGUCGGAUGCGCUCCUCGAAGAUCUCAAGAUCCAGCUCGACGACGCUCUCGGAGCUGAAGAGAUGCUCGAGCAGCUGACGGACAAGAAUCUGAUGCUCGGCGAGAGGAUCGAGGAGAUGCAAGUCAUGAUUGAGGAUCUGGAGGCCCUCAAGGAGCUCAACGACGAGCUCGAAGAGACGCACGUCGAGACGGAAAAGCAGCUCCAGGAGGAAGUGGAUCUCAAAGACAUGCAGCUGAGGGAACACAAGGCCCGCCACGAAUCGCUGCAAGCCAAUGUGGCCGACUACGAAUCGACGUUUGCCCAAUUCCGAGAGCUGGUGCUCAAUCUGCAAACGGACUUGGAGCAGCUUCGGAGCGAACAGGCCGAGGCGCGGGAGGCUGUUGGCGACGGCAAGGAUCUGGCGAGCCAGAGCCAGGCAAUGCUCAACCUCAACAUGAAACUGCAGUCUUCCAAUCUAAAGUCACAGGCCAAGACGAUCGACUUGGAGCUGGGCAAGCUCGAUGCUUCGCAAGCCCUGAGCAACCUAGACAUGAUCCGUCCCUACCUUCCUCCGGCCUUUUUCGAAGCAGACGCUGACGCGGUUGCCAGCCUCCUCUUCUUCCGCCGCAUGGCCCACAAGGCCGACUUGAUCAAGACGAUCGUCGAGGGCAAUCACGACAUUGCGGGCUCACUGGCCUCUGUCGUGCCAGAGUCGCUCAUCGGUAUCUGCCAGAUGCGCCACUCGCUCGCCCACUUUGCCGCAUCAUCGAGGCAGAUUGCCGCCGUGGUCCAGUAUGCACCCGUCGAGACGUUCCUCAAGGCAGGCAGAAUGUACCGCGAGCUGGCAUCGAUUGAGAAGCGCAUCGAUGGCUUCAUCGAGGGCCUUCGUCGGGAAGAGGUCAAGGAGGAUGAGUGCGGCAGGGAGUUCCGCCGCUUCGUCAAGAGCUUCGAGGAGUUCAGCUUUGCAUUGGGAAGCAGCGGUUGCAUGACGGGCGAAGAGGAUUGGGAUCUGGCGGCAAAGGAGAUUGGCUCAGCCACUCUCUUCGACCACGACCUCGAUACGCUGGCUGCUGCGCUGGGCUUUGCAAAGCAGAGUGUCGCUUCUCUCUACAACGACGAGGAGAUUGAGUGGGAGCUCGGUGGCAAGUCGGUGGAAGACGACGUCUUCGAGCCGCUGCAAACGCUCAUCGACAAUGUCCGAGCGGCCAAGGUGCCUGCCAGAAAGCUGCUCCGAAGACUGGCGAGCCUCUAUGCCAACGACGAAGCCGUCGAGAUGCACGCCAUCCUUUCGCUCCCCGGACUUGGCCAGCUAAGUAGCCAGCUCGUGAGCUUUGCCGCCCAGCUUGCCCAGUCGUUGGGCGCAUAUACGGCCCUCGUUCGGACCUCGAAGACGCCAUUGAGCAUGGCCAAGGUCAUCGAAUACAUCACCGAGGCUUCCCGCGAGGGACUCGGCAAGGUCGAUGUCAAGCUCUGGUCCAGCCCGCUGCAGUCGACAGGCCGCCUGAGUCAGACGAUACUAGAGCUGCUGGCCGCUGCCACGGAGCAGGAGAAUGUCGUCAAGAUCACCGGCUCCUCGCCCUGGCUGCUGCGAGUCGAGCAGAUCAAGGCCGACAUUGCGCACAACGUCGAGGCAGAACGGCAGAUUGCCAAGCUCAAUGAAGACGCCAAGGACCUGUACCGGCAGAUCAAGGCGCGCGACGAGGCGCUGCAGGAGGGCGCCAUCAAAGUCGAGCGGCUGCAGCGGCAGCUGGAAAAGAGCAAGGAGGAAUCGCUGCAGAUGAACGACGUCAAGAGCAGCCUGAGCGAGAUGCAGCGACAGGCCAAGGCAUACCAAGAGGGCAACGAGGCACUGCAAAAGGAGCUCGAGGAGAUGCAGAGGACAAACGACGGCCUGGCACAGCAGCUCAGGUCUGCGCCUGCUCAGGCAGGAGGCGAGGGCACCAAGGGAUCGGCAGAGAUGGAGCGCGGGGCGAGCGCAGGCGGCAUCGGAGUUACAGGGAACAGCUUCAUGGGCUCAUCAAGCCUCGAGACUUCGUUCCUCUUGGACCAGGUCGAGAGCCUGCGAGGCUGUCUUAACCAUCUGAGAAGGGAGAACUCGUACCUCAAGAGCGGUGACCUGCUGAAGAGGAUGGAUGCGUUGCCCCUCUUGCAGUCUCGACCAACGAGGGUGCGAGAGCAGUCAGAGGAGCCCAAAAAGGAGUCUGGUGUGCCGGUCAGUCGAAAGGACGAGGAGGCCAAGAGCUUUGCCUCGGCCGUGCUCGAGACAAAGGUCCUCUACCGCCAGCUGCUCGACUCCACCUCGUCGCCCCGCGUCGUGCUGCUUCCAGGCGUCAGUCUCGAGAAGGACGCAAGCCAGCCUCAACCUGAGCAGCAGAAGUACAGGAGAAGAUGGCAGCCGAGCGCCAAACUCCCAGAGAACCAGCUCUUGGCCCAGAAGCAGGUGCGCGAGAGAAUACGAUCGAGAGUAGAGGCGCUCAAGGAGAGAUUACCAACGAUGGUGGCCAUUUAAAUGUAUUAUAGAUCCUCUUUGGUGCAAGAGCACAACUCCCAUACGCACACAC